This is a messenger RNA of Columba livia (rock pigeon), 394 nucleotides long. RefSeq names its product oligosaccharyltransferase complex subunit 4, non-catalytic (gene OST4). Gene Ontology annotation, cellular component: oligosaccharyltransferase complex. The transcript has 3 exons. NCBI's taxonomy places the organism in Eukaryota, Metazoa, Chordata, Aves, Columbiformes, Columbidae. The record is from RefSeq and is a predicted model, not a curated record. The coding region runs from base 91 to 204 and encodes 37 amino acids.
CGCCGUGCCCCGCCCCUCCCGCCGUGCCCCGCGGCCGGAAGUCGCGCGCGGCGCAGGGAGACGUGGCGGUGGCGGCGGGACCGGAGCGCGAUGGUGACGGACGUGCAGCUCGCCAUCUUCGCCAACAUGCUGGGCGUGUCGCUGUUCCUGCUCGUCGUGCUCUACCACUACGUGGCCGUCAACAACCCCAAGAAGCAGGAGUGAGCCCCGGCAGCGGCGGCGGGGAGGCUCGGGCCAUGGGGCAGCGGCACCGGGAGCGGGAGCGGCACCGGGAGCGGGAGCGGCACCGGGAGCGGCACCGGGAGCGGGGUGCAGCCGGCGCGGCGCCGCGCUGACGGAGGAGACGCCGCCUUUUCCAAACCAGCUUUUACCAGAAACACGAUCGUACCAGACA